Scylla paramamosain (green mud crab) is the source of this 3407-nucleotide messenger RNA. Its product is annotated as sodium-coupled monocarboxylate transporter 1-like. Lineage: Eukaryota; Metazoa; Arthropoda; Malacostraca; Decapoda; Portunidae. The transcript is spliced from 11 exons. Gene Ontology annotation, biological process: transmembrane transport; sodium ion transport. The record is from RefSeq and is a predicted model, not a curated record. Gene Ontology annotation, molecular function: symporter activity. Gene Ontology annotation, cellular component: membrane. The coding region runs from base 303 to 2231 and encodes 642 amino acids.
UAAUCAAUUAAAUGAAAGUCAAGAUAUGAAAAAUAAAGAUCACUAAGAGUAAAGAAGCACGUUUUGGUAUCUGGCAUCUUGUGCCCAGCUGCUGCUGGUCCCUCCUCAUAAUAACGAGACACUUCUCCCUUUAGCUUGCGCCCUCAUUGCAUCCGCGUCAAUAGGUCUUGUAACUCCUGUCGCCAUUACUCCUCUCGCUUACAGUGAGGACGGGCUACUCGCUAUCAGUGUCCGACACUUCACCAGCUCUUUUUCUUUGUUUCAUCCGCCAGCACAAGGAAUUUGAAGGAAGCAACAUCAUCAUGACGGACACUACAGAAACGUCAGUGCCCUUUGGGGCUUUGGAGGAGGCUAGAUUUACCGUUCUUGACUAUUGUCUCUUCAGUCUCAUGCUGGUGAUGUCCAUUGGAAUAGGAGUGUACAGCGCCAUCAAGAGCCGAGGUCGGGAGUCCACUCAUGAUUUCCUGGUAGGAAGAGGCUCCAUGCCGGUCAUCCCAGUGGCCCUCUCGCUCCUCGGAGGAGUCAUCUCUGCUAUUUCGAUGUUGGGUAAUCCUACGGAAGUAUAUCUAUAUGGGACGCAGAUUGCCGGAAAUUUGAUUGGUUUAAUACCUGGCUGCAUAUUAAUCCAUCAGCUUAUCCUACCCAUCUUCUACGGCCUCAGGAUCGUCUCACUUACGCAGUAUGUUGAGCUACGAUACAAAUCCAGGGAACUGCGUCUACUAGCAACAGUAUGCAAUCUUCUUAAUAAGUUUUUCUACAUGGGUAUCUGCUUGUAUGCUCCCUCGCUAGCCCUCUCCACUGUGACCAAGCUGUCCACCUGGGUGUCAAUGGUUAUCAUGGGAAGCAUCUGUACCUUUUACAUAACUGUGGGUGGCGUGAAGGCCGUGGUGUACACAGACGUUAUGCAGACGCUCCUCAUGUUUAUCGGACUGAUCGUCGUGAUAGUCGUGUGCUGUCUUGACCUGGGUGGCUUCAGCAAUGUAUGGGCUGCUGCUGAUGAGGGCGGGAGGCUUGAGUUCUUUAACAUGAACCCUAGUCCCUUCAUCCGUCACACUUUCUGGUCUACCUCCGUGCUUGGAUUUUACUUCAUGAUCAACAAGGUUGGGCUUUACCAGCCUUGCUAUCAGAGGUUUUCUUCUGUCGGGACCCUUAAAAUGGCGCAGGGACUAGUUAUCUCCUUCGUGGUGAUGCUAUAUGUUUUGUGGCUGCUGUGUUUCUUCGCUGGUCUUGUGGCGUACGCUACCUAUCAAGACUGUGAUCCGAUAACCUCGAACCGCGUCCAGAAACCCGAUCAGAUUCUGCCCUACCUCGUCAUGGAGAAGCUGACACGUUUGCCUGGCAUGCCUGGAGUGUUUGUAGCUGCUGUGUACGGAGGAGUGCUCAGUUCACUAUCCAGUUGUGGAAACUCAAUUGCUUGCCUCAUCUGGGAGGACUUCCUGAAGGACCGUCCUUACUUCAAGAAACUAACCGACAAAGCUGCCACUAAUGUCGUCAAACUGAUAUCUGCUUUGGCUGGAAUAUCAGGGAUCUUCUUGGGCAUCCUGGCUGGGAAGAUGGGUAAUAUUAUUCACGUAACACGCAGUGUGUCUGGCUCCAUCAUGGGUCCCAUGCAAGGAGUGUUUAUAGCAGGCACAACCAUGCCAUGGGUGAAUGCAAAGGGUGCUGUUGUAGGCUUCCUGGUAUCCUUCUCCUACAACAUCACAGUGGUGCUGGGCAAGUUCAUACGGGGAGGCGGUAAACCUCCACGCCUACCGCUGUCUGUUGAUGGAUGUCCAGAAAACUUGGUCAAUGCUACCUUUGCCUCCUACCUCACUAGCACCUCCAUUCCAAAUACACUUGUAGAAAACACCUCUUUCGUGGAAACUCUUUUUGAUACAGGUGGACAAGUUGACUCGAUGCAACUGACAACUCCUGACCCUGCACAGACGUCAACUGGGAACACAGUGUAUGAUAUAUCUUAUACACUCUUUGGAGCCAGUGGAAUCCUUAUCACUAUGGUGGUUAGCAGCAUUGUAUCCCUUUGCACAAAGCCUCUAGCUCCUGGGGAGGUAGAUGAAAGGCUGUUGAGUUCCUCAAGUGUGAAGAUCUAUCGCCUGUUGUGGCAGUUCUUCAAAGGCAGCAAAAUCUCAUUACCAAAUAAUCAGCAGGAAAGUGAAGUGUCCUUGAAAAUGAUUUCUGACUGUAGCGACAACAAGCCACAUCCUCCACCUAACGAAACUCACCUUGAGUAAUUUUUUUUUAGAAAUGCAGCCACAGACACACACGCACACACACAAACACACAUGUGGAUCACACCAUAGCAGUAACCCAUCUAUAUCACCUUAUAAGCAGACAUCACUGCUGCCUUUUAUGACAUCCUUCUUCACAGGCAGGCAACAAUUCCAUCAAACAGAACGGGAAAAACACCAGUGUGGUGCUCUGAGACAGGAGCUAAGAGUACUACCACCGUAUUCCCAGCACAUCAUAAGAGCCAACUAAAAGGGAUAAAGUGAGGGGGCUAGGAAACCCCUUCUCUGUAUGGUGUCCUAUGAACAGACAAGGAAAAACAUUACAUGUAGCUCUGAAUGUGUGUGGAUGUGGUGUGGAUACAAGUAAAAGGGAGAUGAUUAGAAGAAGAAAGUUGAAUAGAAGGGCAUGUUUGGAUGUGUAAAUGGAAGUAAGUCAUGCUUUUUGAGAGGGAGAAGAAGAGAGGGUGUGGCCUUACUCAUAAGUCAAAGGGUAUGAAACUGUUUUAGAGUAUUGAGAAGUAUCACGAAGAGGGCAAAGGUAUAGCUUGGCAAGGAAUGCUGGUAGAGGGCAAAGGUAAGGCUUGGAAAGGAAUGUUAGUAAAAGUUAACUAAUAAAAAUGGUGAAAGGAUGGAUGUAAGAUUGAAAGGAGAACAGCUAGAAGAGGUGGAUUCUAUUUCAAGUAGAACACAUAAUAUAUUUGCAAGCAACUGGUUUAGAAACAACUUUUUCUGCCACUUGAGGGAAAAUAUAACAUAGUGGAAUAAUAUUCAAAUAUGGAAACUAGAGGAAGGUAAUCAGAAUAUGACAGCUGCAUGACAGGAUUCAUAAGAGUUCUUAUGACUGGUAGGUGAUCAGUGCUCAUCUCAUAAGGUAACAUUAGCAGUGACAUUCUGUAAGGUUAUUACAAAUUCUAUUAGUUGGAUCACAUCUUCCUUCAAGUUUAAGAUAUUCUGAUUUUACUUAAUCUUCACAAUAUAAUGUGUCCAAACUGCAAAAAGAUCUCUGCUGGAGUCAUGUGAAUCAUAGUUGUUUUUUCAUGAUUUUUUUUCUGAGGAAUUGUACUCUCCUUUUAUGUAGUUAUUUCACACAAUAUAGAAAGGUUUGAGAAGUAAAACCAACUGAUAUGUACAUCUUGGGAUCAUCUUAAUACAAAAAAUAUAAACUUGAAAUAUAUAAAA